Molecule: messenger RNA, 1632 nt
Organism: Apiotrichum porosum
Lineage: Eukaryota; Fungi; Basidiomycota; Tremellomycetes; Trichosporonales; Trichosporonaceae
Exons: 10
Coding region: 1-1632 (543 amino acids)
Biological process (GO): transmembrane transport; nucleobase transport
Cellular component (GO): plasma membrane
Molecular function (GO): nucleobase transmembrane transporter activity
Source: RefSeq, a predicted model, not a curated record
AUGCCCUUGACAUUCAAAGCAGAGGACUGGGCCCUCCCCAAGGAGGACUCGUGCAUCGCCCCAGACAAUGUCUGGUCCAACAAAGACAUGGACCCGUCGCCUGCCGAGCACCGUACCUGGACCGGGUGGACUUUCUUUACCUACUGGGUCUCUGACCUGAUGUACCCCGCUUCGUGGGCUACCGUCUCGUCCUUUGUCACUCUUGGUCUCACUUGGUGGGAGUCUUGUCUUGCUGUGCUUGUCGGCUCUGUCUUUGUCGCCACGGUCAUCACUGCCAAUGGUAUCAUUGGUGCGACCACACAUACGCCCUUUGCAGUGACGACGCGUACCACUUUCGGCUACUGGGGGAGCAAGUUUGUUGUCUUUAACGGGAGCACUGACCGCCACCAGUCGCGUGCCGUCAUUGCCUGCUUCUGGCUUUCGAUCAACUCGUGGUCGGGUGGCAAGUUUGUCACGGUCAUGAUCACUGCCAUCUGGCCUCAGUACGCUAGGCUGCCGAACAUGGUGCCCGUCGCACAGGGUGCGACUACGGCCGACUUCCUGUCCUUCUUCCUGUUCUGGCUUCUCCAGCUGCCGUUCAUCUUCAUCCACCCGUCCAAGCUCAAGAUGGUCUUCAACAUCAAGGCCGUGAUUGUGCCUAUUGUGGCUAUCGGAACUCUUAUCUGGGCGGUCAAGAUUGCUGGUCCCGAAGCCGGUCCUCUCCUCCGUUCGGGUCGCAACCGUACCUCUGGUGGCAAGAUGCGCUUUAUUGCGUUCAUGACCUCGGUCACUGCCGUGCAGGGCACUUGGGCCACCCUCUCGCUCAACAUUGGUGACUUUUCACGUUACUGCAAGAAGCCCGGCUCCAACUGGAUGCAGCUGAUCGUGUUUCCCCUCAUUAACACCAUCGUCUCCAUCUUUGCUGCCAUCUCGGCUACGUGCUGCUACGCGGUCUACAACGAGGAACUCUACCAGCCGUACGACCUGCUUGCCAAGUGGAACACCUCUGCCGGUGGCCGCGCAGCCAUGUUCCUGGGCGGCCUCGCCUGGGCCCUGUCCAACGUCACCACCAACAUCACGGCCAACUCGAUCUCUGCUGCCAACGACAUGUGCUCGCUUGCGCCCAAGUACAUCAACAUCCGUCGUGGACAGAUGAUUGCCAUCACCGUCGGUGUCUGGGGCUUUGUUCCCUGGAAGGUGCUCAACUCUGCGGCCAACUUCCUCGCCUUCAUGUCGUCGUACUCGAUCGUCCUUGCGCCUAUCGCCAUGCUCAUGGUCGUCGACUAUUACGUUGUCAAGCACCAAAAGUACGACAUUUACGAAAUGUACAAGCCCAACGGCAUCUACCGCUACGUCAAGGGCUGGAACUGGAGGGCGUACCUUGCGCUCAUCUGCGCGUUCGCUCCCAACCUCCCGGGCAUGUGCCAUGCCAUCAACAACAGCAUUGACAUUGGAAACAUCCAGUAUGUCUACAUGGUGUCCAACUUGGUCGCGUACGUCAUUUCCAUCUCGGUCUACCUCACGGCCAACCACUUCUGGCCCGCGCCCGAGUCCAUCAUCGAGGUUGCGGUCCACGAUGUCAUCCGCCCGGAGAAGUCGAGCCUCGACUCGGCAGAUGAGCCCCCUCUUGAAGUCACCAUCUCCCACCUGUAA